GAGCUCAGCCGAUUUAUGUCCGUCACUCCUUCAGUCCUUUGUGUAGGUACUGGGACCAGAGGGAAUAAACAAGAGUCAGAAGACACAACAAAAGCUGAAGAGUGGAGCACGAAUCUGAGAACCAAGGGUUUAAGGCUUUAAGUUCACUCUUCCCUCUCUGUCGUUCCGUGUAGUCCGUAACUUUCAAUUGCAAUAUAAACACCCAAAAUCAAGUUACAUGAUGACGUCCUUUCCGUCCAAAAACCUAUGGAUUCCACGGCAACAAUGCCCAUGUGGAGAUUGGAAAUGUUAUGUGACAUAUGAGGGUGAUGGUGAAGAGAUUGCGGCUGGACCGGAAUUGGUGAAGACAGAGAAGGCGUCAUCAGAAACUAUGGUUUCACCCUAUGUAGGAAUGGUGUUUAAGAGUGAUGAUGAUGCGUUUGAAUAUUAUGGGAAUUUUGCCCGGAAGAAUGGGUUCUCAAUUAGAAAAGAAAGAUCCAGACUUAGCCCGCAAUUAGGCAUUUAUAAACGUGACUUUGUUUGUUACCGUUCAGGGUUUGCCCCAAUGAAGAAGAAGUCUAAUGGAGAACACCAUAGAGAUAGAAAAUCCGUACGGUGUGGAUGUGAUGCAAAAAUGUAUCUGUCAAAGGAGAUUGUGGAUGGAGCUUCUCACUGGUUUGUUGUGCAGUUUAGUAAUGUACAUAAUCAUGAACUUUUGGAGGAUGACCAAGUGCGGCUUCUUCCAGCAUAUCGGAAAAUACAAGAGGCUGAUCAAGAGCGUAUACUCUUACUUUCUAAAGCUGGGUUCCCAAUUCAUCGAAUAGUGAAGAUGCUUGAGCUGGAAAAAGGGAUUCAAGGUGGGCAACUGCCAUUCUUGGAAAGGGAUGUGAGGAAUUUUGUUCAAAACCGGAAGAAGGUUAUUCAGGAAAACGAGGCAUUGCUAAGCGAGAAAAGAGAAAAUGAUGUAUUGGAACUUCUUGAGGCAUGCAAAACAAUGAAAGAGACUGACAAUGAUUUUGUUUAUGAUUUUACAAUGGAUGGGAAUGAAAUGGUUGAAAAUAUAGCCUGGUCUUACAGUGACUCUGUUCGUGCAUAUUCUAUGUUUGGUGAUGUGGUUUAUUUUGACGCUACGUAUCGAUCAAUCACAUACGGAAUGCUCUUUGGAGCAUGGUUUGGUAUUGACAACUGUGGUAGAACCAUUUUCUUUGGUUGUGUUUUGUUGCAGGAUGAAACACCUCGGUCCUUCUCUUGGGCACUACAGAGUUUUGUCCGGCUCAUGAGAGGAAGAUGUCCACAAACAAUUUUAACCAAUGUCGACCCUGGCCUUAGAGAUGCCAUAAGAAGUGAAUUGCCAGGCACUAAACAUGUAAUCUCUAUAUGGUGUAUGAUGCCCAAGGUAACCUGCUGGUUUUCUCUUCCUCUUGGGUCUCGCUAUGAAGAAUUUAAAUCUGAGUUUGAUGCAUUAUAUCACAUUGAGAAUUCAGAGGAAUUUGAACUUCGAUGGAACCAAAUGACAUCUUCCUUUGGUCUUGGUUCAGAUAGGCAUAUUGGUCUACUCUACACUUUGCGGGCAUCUUGGGCAUUGUCUUAUGUUAGAGGUUUCUUUCUGGCUCGGAUGGGGACAGCAUCUUACUCAAAGUCAUUAGACAGUUUUUUGAAAGGCAUCUUCAGUUCUCAAACUUGUUUACGGAGCUUUUUUGAGCAGGUUGGCAUUUCUGCAAAUUUUCUUCAUCAUGCUCGUCAAGAAACUCCAUAUAUGCACCUCAAAAGCUGCAUACCUAUUGAAGAGCAUGCCCGGAGAAUAUACACACCUUUUUCAUUUAAUGCCUUGCAACAAGAGUUAUUGCUAACAAUGCAAUAUACUACAUCUGAAAUGUCCAAUGGAUCAUAUAUUGUACGCCACUUCAAAAGGAUGGAUGGUGAGCGUCUUGUGAUAUGGCUGGCUGAAGAUGAACAAAUCCAUUGCUCUUGCAAAGAAUUUGAAUCCUCUGGGAUAUUGUGCAGACAUGCUCUUCGUGUAUUCAUAAUAAAGAAUUACUUUCAGCUCCCUGAUAGGUAUUAUUUAAGUAGAUGGCGACAACAUGAGUCCUCUCUACUUCUUGAUAAUGAUCACAAUAAUAAUCAAAGUAUCGAGGAUGAAUGGUUUCAAGAAUAUCAGUCCCUUGCUGAAACCUUGUUUGCAGAAUCUUCAAUUACAAAGGAGCGAUCUGACUUUGUACGUAGAGAACUGACAAAAGAAAUUACUAGGAUUCUUAGCGAGGUUAGAAAUCUGCCUCAUAAUGAUGGAGUCACAAUGGACUUGACUAUUUCCCCAAACGUUUAGUCUCAGGCGUUGGGUUGUAUAUAUAUUUAUUGUAUGAUAAGAGAAAAUACUUCAACAAGUAGAGGUAUGGUCAUAUUUAUAAUGUCAUUCAUAUCUGAUUUGAUGCAAAAGGACCGGCAGCUUCAUUUUCUGCUGGACUUGUAAUCACCUGUAAUGGAAGCUGAUGAUGAUGAAAAAAAAUUAUUGAUGGUGGCAUAUUUUUUAUUAUGUCAAAUGUCAAAUGUUACAUA
Prosopis cineraria is the source of this 2532-nucleotide messenger RNA. Its product is annotated as putative protein FAR1-RELATED SEQUENCE 10. The record is from RefSeq and is a predicted model, not a curated record. Gene Ontology annotation, molecular function: zinc ion binding. Bases 218 to 2302 code for a protein of 694 amino acids. Gene Ontology annotation, biological process: regulation of DNA-templated transcription. Lineage: Eukaryota; Viridiplantae; Streptophyta; Magnoliopsida; Fabales; Fabaceae. The transcript has 4 exons.